Cornus florida is the source of this 2042-nucleotide messenger RNA. RefSeq lists its product as uncharacterized. The coding region runs from base 1025 to 1549 and encodes 174 amino acids. The transcript has 2 exons. Lineage: Eukaryota; Viridiplantae; Streptophyta; Magnoliopsida; Cornales; Cornaceae. The record is from RefSeq and is a predicted model, not a curated record.
UAUAUAUAGAGUGAGAGGGACGAAGGACUCUGUUGUAGAGAGAGAUAAGAGAGUUAGAGAAUGGAGAUACUGGAGAGAUAUUAAAGAGUUUCGAGCUCUAUUCCUCCUACCUUCACCGUUCUCUUCUCUUUCCGGAGAACAACAUCGGUUUUUAUAGGCGAUGUCGUCGUUUGAUUUCGUUCAAACUUCGAAUGCCGUCGAGAAUUUCGAUUUUUCCGGUGAUUCUGCCGUUUGAUUUCGUGAAAAUUUUUGCGUUCCGGCGAGAUUUAUCCUUUUCCGGCGUUGUCACCGUUUAUUUUCCAAAACUUUCCUAUUGCGCCGAUCAAGUUUCAAUUUUUCGGUGAUAUUAGGGACCUAAUGAUCACUUAUCUCUGUAAAUCUGUGGGUAUCUCAGAUUUUUGAUAGCAAAGCCGCGAACCAAGUCUUUUCUUGGAUCCGUUAAAUCAAAUCAGACGUAGUUUUCUGAUUUUGAAUUUGAUGCCUUUGAGUUUGGUUGAUCAUUUGGGUGUGUGUGAGAAUUUUGGAGUGUUGAGUGGAUUGUAGAGUCUCUGAUACUCUGUUAAAAAUUUCCGACUUUAAUUAUGACUUUGGAGUUGGGUUAAAUGUUGUUUGGUUUUCCUUAUUUAAGGUCCUAUUAAUGUCAAUAAUUUGUUGACAUCUUUGUUGGUUGCGAUCUAAAGAAAGUUGAGAUAUUUUUGUGAAUCAUUUGACUAUGUUUUAUAUAGCUUUUUCAAAGCUUUCUUCAUUACAGCCGAGAUUAAUGUUUUGUUUGGACUGAAUUAAUUCAAUUCAACUCGACUCAGCAAAGCAUUUUCCCAACUAUUUGGAUUGAAUUAAUAUCUUCCCUAAUUUGGUUUAUUUGUACCAAUGAAUUCAAUCAUUUUUCUAAUUUAAUGGUUACUGCAACAGGCAGAAACCCCUUUCAAUUCUUCGAUUCUUCGGCUUCCAAUUCUUUGCUUCAAUUCUAGAAGCCGAAUUCCUUUUAUUGGUACUUCACUUCUCUGCAGACUUUGUGUUUGUAGAAAUGGCUGUUUCUUUUACCCAUCUUUCAUGGUGGUUGUGGGGUGGGAAAGAUAAAGAGCCUCUUUGUAAUGGGUCUUCAAUGAAUUCUUCUUCGGAUUGGGGUUUAGGUUUGAGGGAACCAGAUACAGUGAAAUUUCCAUCGGUUAAAGGGUCGAAGAUGGUCAGCUCAACAAGGAAGGUAAAGAGGAAAUGGAGAAGCAGGGAGGAAAGGAAAAUUGACAAGGAGUGUGAUGCUGUGUUGGUGCCAUCAGACGGUGUUUGUUUGUCGGGGUCUGAAACCGAUGACUCGGACUGGUCAAUUGGGUGGCUGGAACCGCACGCCCCCGAUUUCCAGAGGGAUGAUGAGGAGGCAGACAACAGUUUUGCAGUGUUAGUUCCUUGCUAUAAGCAUGAAUUCAAGGAGCUGGAGGAAGAACCCAACAAUCAGUUCUUUAGUGCCAUCAACAACCUCCCAAACGAGUACUCUGAUGAGCGCAAGAAGUACAUGGAGCAGUUUAUUUCGUCCUUAUGGUCCUUGCAUGAUUAGUUCUUAAUUAUGUGGUCAUCCAUGUGAAGAACUGACACUGUUAUGGUACAGAGGAUUAGAAAGUAUAAGCGGAAGAACUUAUAAGAGAUACAAAAGGUUGAAGUUGAGAACUCGGGUGUGUAUUAGGCUCUGCAACUGCAUCUCGGGUAGAAGUGCAGAGGAUCAUCAUAUGUCAAAGUUGAGGGUUAUUUUGUUUCAGUUGAGAAAACAGAUUGAGCAUCUACAAUUUAGCGACGACGACAAGUGACAUCGAUCUUGCUGUUUUCCAGCACAUUUUGUAAAAUUCUCUAGCUUACCAGGUCUCGUUUCAACUGUUACAAGGGGAAACUUGAAAUCUAAUGCAGAUUCUUUAAUGUAAAUACUGCUGCUGUAAAUAUGUAGAAUAUGUUUAUACCUUCUACUUGCUGCUAUUGUAAAUAAUUCUCUUCUUUUCUGAAGAGGUGAAAUCAAGAGCCAGCCAUUUGUCAAUAUAGGUUUUCAUGUUUUUCUAUCA